This is a messenger RNA of Hippopotamus amphibius kiboko, 9920 nucleotides long. It is a transcript of the gene EGFR, whose product is annotated as epidermal growth factor receptor. Bases 149 to 3778 code for a protein of 1209 amino acids. NCBI's taxonomy places the organism in Eukaryota, Metazoa, Chordata, Mammalia, Artiodactyla, Hippopotamidae. Gene Ontology annotation, cellular component: basal plasma membrane; signaling receptor complex. Gene Ontology annotation, biological process: positive regulation of epithelial cell proliferation; negative regulation of apoptotic process; cell surface receptor protein tyrosine kinase signaling pathway. The transcript has 28 exons. Gene Ontology annotation, molecular function: epidermal growth factor binding; ATP binding; epidermal growth factor receptor activity. The record is from RefSeq and is a predicted model, not a curated record.
GCGCGGCGCGCAGCCUCCGCCCCGGUUCGGAGCGCACGCCCGCCCGCGGCCCCGCGCGAGCUCCGUCCGCCCCGCGCCGCCGAGUCCCGCGCCCCGCGCCCCGCGCACGGCCGCCGCUGCGUCCCGACCGAGUGCGGAACCCGGCGCGAUGCGACGCUCCGAGGCGGGCCGCGCCGUGCUCCUGGCGCUGCUGACCGCGCACUUCCAGGCGAGUCCAGCGCUGGAGGAGAAGAAAGUUUGCCAAGGCACAAGUAACAAGCUCACCCAGUUGGGCACUUUUGAAGACCACUUUCUGAGCCUCCAGAGGAUGUUCAAUAACUGUGAGGUGGUCCUUGGGAAUUUGGAAAUUACCUACAUGCAAAGUAGUUACAACCUUUCUUUCCUAAAGACCAUCCAGGAGGUUGCCGGCUAUGUACUCAUUGCCCUCAACACAGUGGAGAAGAUUCCUUUGGAGAACCUGCAGAUCAUCAGAGGAAAUGUGCUCUAUGAAAACACCCACGCCUUAGCGGUCUUAUCCAACUAUGGUGCAAAUAAAACCGGACUGAGGGAGCUGCCCAUGAGAAACUUACAGGAAAUCCUGCAAGGCGCUGUGCGGUUCAGCAACAACCCCGUCCUCUGCAACAUGGAGACCGUCCAGUGGAGGGACAUCGUCAACACCGACUUUCUAAGCAAUAUGUCGAUUGAAUUUCAGAACCAGCCGGGCAGCUGCCCAAAGUGUGAUCCAGUCUGUCUCAAUGGAAGCUGCUGGGGUGCGGGGAAGGAGAACUGCCAGAAACUGACCAAAGUCAUCUGUGCCCAGCAGUGUUCUGGGCGCUGCCGCGGCAGGUCCCCCAGCGACUGCUGUCACAACCAGUGCGCCGCCGGCUGCACGGGGCCGCGGGAGAGCGACUGCCUGGUCUGCCGCAGGUUCCGAGACGAAGCCACAUGCAAGGACACAUGCCCGCCGCUCAUGCUGUACGAUCCCACCACCUACGAGAUGAAAGUCAACCCGAUGGGGAAGUACAGCUUCGGCGCCACCUGUGUCAAGAAGUGCCCCCGUAACUACGUGGUGACAGACCACGGCUCAUGUGUCCGCGCCUGUAGUUCUGACAGCCAGGAGGUGGAGGAGGACGGCGUGCGCAAGUGUAAAAAGUGCGACGGGCCUUGUGGCAAAGUUUGUAACGGAAUAGGAAUUGGUGAGUUUAAAGACACACUUUCCAUAAAUGCUACAAAUAUUAAACACUUCAGAAACUGCACCUCGAUCAGUGGAGAUCUUCACAUCCUGCCGGUAGCAUUCAGGGGUGAUUCCUUCACACGGACUCCACCUCUGGACCCCAAGGAACUGGACAUUCUGAAAACUGUAAAGGAGAUAACAGGGUUUUUGCUGAUUCAGGCCUGGCCUGAAAACAGGACUGGCCUCCAUGCUUUUGAGAACCUGGAAAUCAUACGUGGCAGGACGAAGCAACAUGGUCAGUUCUCUCUUGCGGUUGUCGGUCUGGAUAUAACAUCCUUGGGAUUACGCUCCCUCAAGGAGAUAAGCGAUGGAGAUGUGAUCAUUUCAGGGAACCAAAACUUGUGCUACGCAACUACAAUAAGCUGGAAGAAACUCUUUGGGACUUCAAGUCAGAAAACCAAAAUUAUAAACAACAGGAGUGAAAAAGAGUGCAAGGCCAUGGGCCACAUCUGUAACCCACUGUGCUCAUCCGAGGGCUGCUGGGGCCCGGAACCCAAAGACUGCGUGUCCUGCCGAAACUUCAGCCGUGGCAGGGAGUGUGUGGAGAAGUGCAACGUUCUACAGGGAGAGCCCAGGGAGUUCGUGGAGAACACUGAAUGCGUGCAAUGCCAUCCGGAAUGCCUGCCCCAAGCCAUGAACGUGACCUGCACAGGACGCGGACCAGGCAGCUGUGUAAAGUGUGCCCACCACAUCGAUGGCCCUCACUGCGUCAAGACCUGCCCUGCUGGAGUCACGGGAGAAAACGGCACCCUGAUCUGGAAGUUUGCAGAUGCCAGUCACGUGUGUCACCUCUGCCACCCCAACUGCACCUACGGCUGUGCUGGGCCGGGUCUUGAAGGCUGUGCAACAAAUGGGCCCAAGAUUCCGUCCAUCGCCACCGGGAUCGUGGGCGGCCUGCUGCUGGUGCUGGUGCUGGCCCUGGGGGUCGGCCUCUUUCUGCGCAGGCGCCACAUCGUCCGCAAGCGUACGCUGCGCCGGCUGCUGCAGGAGCGCGAGCUUGUGGAGCCUCUGACGCCCAGUGGAGAAGCUCCCAACCAAGCUCUCUUGAGGAUCUUAAAGGAAACAGAAUUCAAAAAGGUCAAGGUGCUGGGCUCUGGAGCCUUCGGUACAGUAUACAAGGGACUCUGGAUCCCAGAAGGCGAGAAGGUUAAAAUCCCUGUGGCUAUCAAGGAGUUAAGAGAAGCCACAUCUCCAAAAGCCAACAAGGAAAUUCUUGAUGAAGCCUAUGUGAUGGCCAGCGUGGACAAUCCUCACGUGUGCCGCCUCCUGGGCAUCUGCCUGACCUCCACGGUGCAGCUCAUCACACAGCUCAUGCCCUUCGGCUGCCUCCUGGACUACGUCCGUGAGCACAAGGACAACAUCGGCUCCCAGCACCUGCUCAACUGGUGUGUGCAGAUCGCAAAGGGCAUGAACUACCUGGAAGACCGGCGCUUGGUGCACCGAGACCUGGCGGCCAGGAAUGUGCUGGUAAAGACGCCCCAGCAUGUCAAGAUCACAGAUUUCGGGCUGGCCAAGCUGCUGGGCGCCGAGGAGAAAGAGUACCAUGCAGAAGGAGGCAAGGUGCCUAUCAAGUGGAUGGCCUUGGAAUCGAUUUUACACCGCAUUUAUACCCACCAGAGUGAUGUCUGGAGCUACGGAGUCACCGUUUGGGAGUUGAUGACCUUUGGGUCCAAGCCUUACGACGGAAUCCCCGCGAGUGAGAUCUCCACCGUCCUGGAGAAAGGAGAGCGCCUCCCACAGCCGCCCAUCUGCACCAUCGACGUCUACAUGAUCAUGGUCAAGUGCUGGAUGAUAGAUGCAGACAGUCGCCCAAAGUUCCGCGAGUUGAUCAUUGAAUUCUCCAAAAUGGCCCGAGACCCCCAGCGCUACCUUGUCAUCCAGGGGGACGAGAGGAUGCAUUUGCCAAGCCCGACGGACUCCAACUUCUACCGCGCCCUGAUGGAGGAAGAGGACAUGGAGGACGUCGUGGACGCUGACGAGUACCUCAUCCCGCAGCAGGGCUUCUUCCACAGCCCCGCCACCUCCCGGACGCCCCUCCUCAGCUCUCUGAGCGCCACCAGCAACACUCCCACUGUGGCUUGCGUCGAUAGAAACGGGCAGAGCUUUCCCCUCAAGGAAGACAGCUUCAUGCAGCGGUACAGCUCGGAUCCCACUGGCACCUUGACCGAGGACAGCAUAGAAGACGCGUUCCUCCCAGCGCCUGAAUACGUAAACCAGUCUAUUCCAAAGAGGCCCGCGGGCUCUGUCCAGAACCCCGUCUAUCACAAUCAGCCUCUAAACCCGGCUCCGGGCAGAGACCCUCUCUACCAGAAUUCCCACAGCACUGCCGUGGACAACCCCGAGUAUCUCAACACCACCCAUCCCACCUGCGUCAACGGCGCGCUUGACGGCCCUGCCUUCUGGGUGCAGAAAGGCAGUCAUCAGAUUAGCCUGGACAACCCUGACUACCAGCAGGCCUUCUUUCCCAAGGAAGCCAAGUCAAAUGGCAUCUUUAAGGGUCCUGCAGCUGAAAAUGCAGAAUACCUGAGGGCAGCACCAGCAGGCAGUGACCUUACUGGGGCCUGACCAUGGAGGACGGCCUCAGCCCUAAAGAUUCCAGCCCCUACAGCCCCGAGGACCAAGCCACGGCAGCUACUCAGUCCUGAGAGCCACGCCCACGUGAACUCUGGGACCCGUGGACUGGUGUGGCCGUAUCUGCCCUGAUCAACCCAUCCUUCAACCAAGAAGUGCCCCCGACUCGGAUGCACGUUGGGACAUUGCAGGGACAUUCCUUUGUCUUCAAACUGUGAGGCUUCCCCAAAAGGCAUCUGGAAAGAAUGGUGUCCAUUUGGGCAGAAGCUCACCUUUCGAUGAGGUAUAUUUGAAAAACACUAAAUCUGCUUAAGGAGUUUUCUUGCUUGGGGACCUCUGGGGUUUUUAAUUGUCAUUGAUUUUGCUUUUCAUGGGCUUUUCCAAUGAGGAAAAAGCUUGUAGCACCUGUGGUACUGAGUUGACCCACGCCCGCCUGUGACCAAGAAGCAGGGGCCAGUCUUCCAGCCAACACUUGAUUCCAUUGGCUCUGCUUGGAGACUCUUCCAGUGCAAGACCGUUGAAUAACCAGCCAGUCAUCCGGGUCCUAAGCAGGCCCGACUGGUACUAUAUCAUCACGGCAGGUGCAAGAGGAUAAGCCACUUUGAACUCUUCCUGGGCCAGGAAGAAGCAGAGGGGGUAGAAUUCUUCCUCAGACUUCCUUUUAUAUAAAUGUCUCCGUGGUACUUACUCUCCAUUGGUUGACCAGUGUUUUCUAAUUAUAAGUAUUAGAUUUGUUUAUUUUCCAUUCCAUUGUUUUGAAAUUCAGUCUGGAUUCCGGUCAGCAAGAGGAGAUGCCAGCCAGGACCAGAUCAUAUUCGAUUCAUCAGCAUUCAGACCAGUUGCCUUUAACUGAGAUGGAAUAACAGUGCAAAAAGGAACAAAUCCCCCAAAUCUGAGUCUCAGAGGAAAUAUAUCGAGUCCUUUGGGGGUCGGGGACAGGCAUAUAUCGAGAGACUGCAAAAAUGAAGCUGCUCUUAACUCUUUUAACUUCCUCCCAGCAAAAAAAACAAAAAAAAUUGUUUCGUCUACUCAUGGAAGAUAAUUUUCUUUUUAUUUUACUUCAAGGGUUUUUUACUCAAAGGGUACUUUGCUUCUCACUAGUAAGCUGCCCCCAAAGGCCCCCCCUUGCCCUUGGUGAGCUGAAGGUCCAGGCUCUGGGGCAGCUCUGCAGGAACGUCUAGCCCUCACCUCUGCCGGCACAUUUUAGAAUAGAGACAGCAUUAUGUGUUGUAUGGAAUUCAGGUGGUAAAUAUGAACUUUGACUUUGAGAUUGACGAUAGUGCCUUCGUAACAUUCGUAGGCACGUGAGAAGGAGGAAACAAUUUCCCCUUAAAAAUAACUCCCUGUAAUUGGAGGACCCGCUACUGAGGGCAGCAGCAUUUUCUCACCCAUGUCCUCACACCCUGAUGGGUAACACAGUUCUUUGUAGACAGUGUUAUAAACACCCAUCUCAGCCAGGAAGAAAUGGUUCAGGCAGUGUUUCCAGCCUACGGUUUUGUUCAGCCACCACCAACCCCAGCCCACCCACAUGAUCUUCCUCUAGCUCGUAUUUAUUGACUCAGAUGCAUCAGAGCCCCACAGUUCUGUUACCAGAGUAUUUUAUUUUAUCCAGUUCAAUUCCAUCACAUCGUAUUCUAAAUACCCUUUAACACCUUGCCAGCCUGGCAUAGGUACUAAAGAUAAAAAAAAAUAGAUAAAACAAUCCGUGGUCCCACGAAAUUCACAAUUUGGCGAAGAAAACGGACUCCCAAGUACUCACCAUAAAACGAUAUGACAGAUGCCAGACAAGACGGGUCUGCCCAGCACUGUGACAGCACAGAACGGGGAGGGUAAGGGGGACCCAGCCCUGGAGGAGCUGUGGUCGAGUCCGGUUAAAAGACCCCCAGGGGCAUCAGCCACCAGGAAGUGGAAAGUGCAUUCCCAGCAGAGGGAGCCCGGCCACAAAAGCAUCCGCCAGAGGAACCACUCCUGCGGCAGGUUUACAGGCACAGCUGCCCCUUCCGGCCGGGGAGUUAGGCCCGCCGCGUUCCCCAAGUGCCCUUUGGGUCCGUCCCCACUGGGGAUUGGAAAAUGAUUCGAGGACAGAUUAAACAACAUUUCUAAGAAUCUGCAAUUUUAUGUCCUUGUCAGUGACCCACUUUCAUUAUUUAUUCACCUCAGAACAUAAAUACUUCAGCCUGGUAAUUAUCCAGCACUGGGAAACAGAAUGACUCACAUUCUGCUGUCACUGAUUUGUCAGGAAACAGGUGAUGAGGGAGGACCACGACAUGCUGGUCCAAUCGUAGCAGUAAAAUCCUAGUAUUUUUGUAAUUUGAACUAUUUUACUAGACCAUAAUAAAACAGCAAGAACUAUUCAAGCUUUUUCUUCUUUGUAUUUCCUGCAUGACAUCUAGUUGCUAGGUUCUCUUAAAGACUGUGUUUCCCAAAAUGUUCUCACUGUGUCUGUUCAGGGAAGUGCAGGGGGUCCUGUAAACGCUUCAGAGCCCAAGAGAGCAGAGCCUGAGUCCAGCCCGGGGGUCCCACGGAUGGUCAGGAUAGGGGCCCCCAGGGCUCCAGGAUUCCCACAUCGUGGCUCUAACUGGCCAGAUCUCAAAGUUUAACCCUCAGCCUCUUUGGUUCCUCCUAGCUGACACCAGGCCCUGAGGCCCUGCAGAGAGCCCGUCUGCUGUCUCCUCCUCAGCCAGCACCUGGAACCUUUCCCCACGGCCCAGCCCCAGACAAGGCCUUUGGAGACAGAACAGGGGAAAGUAAGAGAGGCUAACAUUUACAGCUGACCCUUGAACAACAUGGGUGGGGAUCCACAUGGACGUGCAUUUUUUCAAUCGUGAACACGACAGUACGACACGAGCCCCAGCUGGCUCAAUCCUUGGAUGAACAACCAGAAGCUCCAGAGAGCCGACUUGGUCAAGGUACAGGGGGGUCCACUGCUCAGAGGGUCAGCGCCCCAACCUGAGUCAUUCCAGGGUCAGCUGUCCAGUGGGCCUCACAUACAUCUCCCCACAGAAUCUUGGAGGAGUCCCUGUUGUCACACGCUACGAAAAAUAGUUCUGUCACCUCAGCAAGACAGAGCUGCAUCUUCCAAACUCUAAAUUUACUCUGAGUCCAGGCUGCCCCUGAUUUUAUUUUUUUUUUAAGAACUUUUAUUGAGAUACAAUUGAUGUCACUGAUUUUAUAAUGAGGAGCACAGGGGAGGCGGCAGCUCGCGCCCCAGUUGAGGACAAGGCUUAGGUAUGUGUUGCACAUCCUUAAUUUCGAGCUUUAGCUUUCCCCCGCCUGAACUGCAGACACACAUGAACUGUGAAUGGCAGAAGCACAAAGACAGCGGUCCCCAGGCUGGCUGCCUUUGUGAAUCUCCUGAGUCCCAACGGAAAAGAGUCUGAAUUUGUCUCUGGUGCAGCCCGGGCCCAGGGAUUUUCAGAGCUCCCCCCCGACCCCCGGGUGACUCUGAUGAGCACCCAAGUUUGGGGAACAGCCGUGUGAAGGAAAGGCUUUGCAGGGGAGAGCUGGCCUUGGGCUGACAGCCUCCUGCUGCUGGCGCACUCGGCACCCGCCUGGGGCCACACUCGUGAAGGACGAGGCUCUUGGGUUCCAGUGACUCACGGUUCUCAUCGUCACUGCCCACAAGGACCGCCUGUGAGUGCCAAAGGACGGAUUUCCUGGGAAUUCCAGGGGCCCCCCCAUGCGAUCCUAAUGGACAACCAGAGUUGAAAUGCUCACGUCUAAAGUCACCUUCCCUUGGACAAGCCUACGUGUCUACACCGUGUCCCCCAAGCCAGGGCAGAAUCAGACUGUGUGUGUGGAAGAGAUUCCUGAGGCAGGGCCAGAACGACCACAGACCCUGGGGUGCCUGGAGACUCGGCUGCUGGGGGCCAUUCCCAAGCCUCUAAUUUCUUGUCACCAGCCGCUAACUCAUCCUGCAAGUGGCAAAUCCCCAAAUCUGAGCCUUGAGAAAGCCCUGGACAGUUUUGUUUUCUAGGAAGUAUUAGAACAUCCAUCCACUGUUGCAGAAAAUGAGCUGCUCACCCAAAGUGAUAGCUGUUGAAAUUGCCCUUAACCUCUACUCUGCAUUUCUUUGUUCGUGAUGAACACAUUAUUACAAAAUAAUGAUCUUUGUUUUAUCCUUGCUGGAGCUGUAAAACCUUACUGACUAGAAACCCCUGCCUCUGUCACCCAUCACAUCAGCUGUAUCAGGGGCACACAUUUUUAUACUAUUAAAGACACAUUCCAACAAGAUUUUUAAAUGUAAGUCUAUUUUUGUAACUUUUUUGAGCACUGAACUUUGUAAGGUAUAUUUAUAGGAAAACGCAUUUUUCUACUAAAGGAAACAGUUUACUUUAGAAAGACUGCAAGAGAAUCAGAAUUUGAAACUGAAAUUUUUGUUUAAAGGGAUUUAACUGAAUCAAUAGAACAUUCUCUUCUCUCAUAAAAAGGCACAGCGUCACUGCAGAGCUAGGCUAGGCCGUUGUCCUGAUGAAGAGGAGACUCUUUAUAUUUAUAAAAUGAGAAAAGGGUAGAAAGCACAUUUAGUUUCUCGGUCUGAAGCAGGUUUGUUGGACUCCGGGGCAAUUCAGUGGGAAAGAAUCGCAGUUACAACUAAUAGACAACUUCAGCUGCACGCCGUCCUCCACUCGUCUGCCCAGGGGACCCUGUGAUUGAAAGAAAAACAAUAACAGAGCUCUUUGUUGGUUUCUAUGCCCCAAUCUGACUUUGAUGCAAAUUAUUUUAUUUUUGUGUUUACAAUCGAUACGCAUUUACAACAUAGACCAGAAAUACCUGCAGAGCCCUAAUAAGGUUUAGCAUCUUUGACAAACACCAACAGCGGUCUUCCAAACCAAGCACAGCCACCCUAGCGAGGAGGUUCCCAACCCCGGCUGCACAGUGAAAUCAAGGCGAGGGGAGGGGGGGAGCUCUUGAAAAUCCUAAGGCCCAGCUGUGCUUCAGGCCAGUGAAACCCAGGAUUUCUAUACUUCAUAAAGUUCCUAAAAGCAUCCUGAUGUACAGCCAAGGCUGAGAACCACCAGCCUAGGGAUUAGCCACAGGUGUGUGGACUUGCAGGCAGAUUCUGCAGGUGUAGGCACCUGAGGACUGAGAGAACUCCAAGCACAAAGACCCCAGCGAGCAUCGCCGAGUGUCCGGAAGCUGGAUGGACGGGGAGAGUCCAGGGCUCGCGCCCAAGCACUAGAGGGGAGAAGGUUAAACCAAUCAAUGGACAGGAAGUACGGACAGAUGCCUUUUCUCCACGUCCUCCGUAAAAGGAGGCCUGGUAGUGAGCAUCCUUGCUGCCUGUGUGGCCAGCGGGCUGCCCUGCCUUCAGCCGCUGUGCAGCUGUCAUGGCCCAAGGAGAAAGGAAACGCAGACCCUGCAGUUAGUCCCAAAGGGAGAUGGCAAGGAGAUCACAUGAGUAGCUGGAUGGCGUUUAUAAAAAAAAAGAGCCAACAAGAGGAUUCUUGCUUUAAGAAACACGCUUUAUAUUUUUUUAUAUAUUAUAUCUGGGAUUAAAAACUGAAGCAAUUAGUGCUAUUUUCUCUUACACAAGCACAGAACGCCCUCCGAGGUUACAAAUUCCUGUCUGAAUUGCCCACAGAAGUACUAAAAAUCCCCACCCCAUCACCUGGUAGAUAAAACGAUACAUUUUAAGGUGCAUUUACUUAUUUUUCUUUUAAAGAAACCCUUUUGACUUAAUUUGACUACAGAGUAAUCUUGCUGUAUAACAUAGACUCUUGGAAACAAAGACACACCACAAAUCUGAUGACUGAUAUUAGAGGUGACGAUGUAACUGAUUAGCCUCAGACAGCAAUAACUUCGUUCUGAAACAAGCAAGCAAUAGCUUUCAUAGCCUCUGUACAUGGUACAUUUUAACAUUAUAAAGUUUUGCUGUGAUGAAAGCAAUAUUUGUACAAACGGAAAGCAAGAUUCUCUUUUCUGUGGUUUACACUGUUGACCAAAACAUGUUGACUGUAUAUGGAGUAUUAAAAAAUUAGAUGUAUACUAUUCAUUGUUCCGUACUCAUAAGUACCUUAUAAAAAAUAAUAUUGCAUCCUUGUUAACAAUGCAGCGUUGAUAUUAAUCAUAUCUGACCAACUGUAGAUGUUCUUUCCUGACAACUUUUUAAGGUUAAUUAAUAAACUUUAUUUUU